This is a messenger RNA of Plodia interpunctella (Indianmeal moth), 3534 nucleotides long. RefSeq lists its product as uncharacterized. Gene Ontology annotation, biological process: protein phosphorylation. The transcript is spliced from 6 exons. The coding region runs from base 86 to 2731 and encodes 881 amino acids. The record is from RefSeq and is a predicted model, not a curated record. NCBI's taxonomy places the organism in Eukaryota, Metazoa, Arthropoda, Insecta, Lepidoptera, Pyralidae. Gene Ontology annotation, molecular function: ATP binding; protein kinase activity.
AACUCAACCCACUGCGAGUCUGGGAAUUUGUAAUGAUUUUUAAUUUCACAACACAAUUACAAAAGUUGCAUAUAUAAUUUUAACAAUGGAAGUAUUUAAUAAGUUUUAUUCAUCAGUUAGUAAUACAGUGUCUCAGUUAUCGGGUGUUUUACCAGGCAACCCCGUCACAAGAGAGUUCGAGGCAACACAAUACAUUGCGAGCGCUGGACCAGGCUUAUUAUGGAAGAUUUACAAGGGUUACAAGAAGUCAACAAAGCAGGAAGCGUCAAUUUUCGUAUUCGAAAAGAAACAGCUUGAUAGAUGGACAAAGGCGGAUAGGGAUAUAAUGUUGGACACCCUGAAGCGAGGCAUCGUUCAGUUGACUAAGUUAAGACACCCUCAGAUCCUCACAGUACAACACAGUCUUGAGGAAAGUCGAGAAAGUUUAGCAUUUGCUACAGAACCAGUUUUCGCCAGUCUGGCUAACAUUUUAGGCAAUACUGAAAACAUGCCGCAGCCUGUUCCCAAUCACUUGCAGAAUUACAAACUGUAUGAGCUUGAAAUUAAAUAUGGACUGAUGCAAAUAGCUGAAGGUUUAGCUUUCCUUCAUAAUGAUGUAAAACUGAUGCACCAUAAUAUAUGUCCGGAAUCAAUUAUAGUGAAUCAGCAGGGUGCCUGGAAGAUAUUUGGGUUUGAUUUCUGCAUUGCGAACCAGAAUUCAACAGGUGCUGCUCCGUAUUGGCCUUUUAAUGAGUAUUGCCAGGCAAUGCAUCCAUUGACUCAGCCUUUACUGGAUUAUUUGGCUCCAGAGUACAUGUUGUCGGCAUCACAUUCCCCUGCAAGUGAUAUUUACUCUCUGGGCAUGAUGAUAUAUGUACUGCACAGUACGGGGUAUCAAACGUUAGGAAACAUAGGUAAUGAUUACAUGAAGUUUAAGAGGUUCACAAAUGAAUUGAGAAACCUCGCCCCGUCGCGGUUGUCCUGUGUGGCAGACGGGCUGCGGGAGUACGUAAAGCUGAUGCUGAAUGUCACACCGGAACUGAGACCUGAUCCACAUCAGUUUUUAAAGAUUCCAUAUUUUGAAGAUGUGGGCGUAAAAACUCUAAAUUACUUAGAUUCCUUAUUCCAAUGGGAUAACCUACAAAAGUCCCAAUUCUACAAGGGACUCCCGCAGAUAAUACAGAAGAUGCCGCAUCGGAUAUGCAUUUAUCGGAUCUUACCAUGUCUCACCAAGGAAUUCGUCAAUGCUCCAAUGGUGCCGUUUGUGUUACCAAAUGUUCUGCUUAUAGCUGAAAACUCCACUAAAGAAGAAUACGUAAAAUUCAUACUACCCGUAUUAAAACCGGUCAUGAUGAUACAAGAUCCGAUACAAAUAUUGCUGAUCUUUAUGCAAAAGAUGGAACUGCUUUUAAAGUUAACUCCAGGGGAUGAAGUAAAGAGUGAUAUAUUGCCGAUGUUGUACAGAGCUUUAGAAUCUGACGCACAACAAAUACAGGAGUUGUGUCUUUUAGUUUUGCCAACAUUUGCUUCUCUGAUAGACUAUCCGGCUAUGAAGAAUGCGCUAUUGCCACGAAUAAAGAAGUUGUGUAUGAAUACGAAUUAUAUUUCUGUCCGUGUCAAUUGUUUGCUGUGUCUGGGGAAGCUGUUGGAGCACCUAGACAAGUGGCUUGUACUGGACGAAAUUAUUCCGUUUUUGCCCCAGAUACCUUCUAGAGAACCUGCUGUGCUGAUGGGAAUUUUAGGCAUAUAUAAACUUGCACUUGGCCACAAGAAACUGGGCAUUACCAAAGAGGUGAUGGCGACCAAGGUCCUCCCGUUCCUGAUCCCUCUCUGUGUGGAAAACGGCCUCACUCUGAACCAGUUCAAUGCACUCAUCAGUCUCGUCAAGCAGAUGAUAUCGAAGGUGGAAACCGAACAUAGGGCCAAGUUGGAACAGCUGAAUUCUAUACAGAAUGAGUCUAAAGUAAUGGAACAAGCACUAUCGACAUCCGACACUCUGGUCCCAGCAGCGCCGCCGGCACAGACAGACAUAGACAAGAUGUUCUCCGGUUUGGGCAUAGACACGCUCUCCUUCAGCAAGCCUCAGGAGAAAACAGAGGCCACCAUGCCUGCUGUCAGCGACGGCUCGCUCAGCAUUGAGGAUAAACAGAGACUGGCCCAACAACAGGAGACAGUGAGGAAAUUCUCGCAACAACCGCCGCCAACAGCGAUAGCAGCGCCACCGCGGCCACAACCGAAACCAGUGGACCUAACUAGUUCACUUCUACAGUCCAACCUCACACAACUGAGCAACAAACCCACACAACAAGUCAACAAACCGAAUUACAACAUUACAAUGCAACAAAAUUACACUUCACCAAUACAAAAUUACGCUUCACCAACACAAAGUUACGCGUCACCAACACAAAGUUACGCGUCACCAACACAAAGUUACGCGUCACCAACACAAAGUUACGCGUCACCAACACAAAGUUACGCGUCACCAACACAAAAUUACACAUACCAACAGAAAAUUCCUACGGGCUUCGACACUCAGUUAGCAUUACCUUCAAACACUGGUUGGUCGGGUAACAAUCCCAAUAGUUCAACUAAUUUAAAUAAUAGAUGGGCUAAUAACCAGGAUAAUAAGAAGCAAGAUUGGUCCGCGUUUGAAUCUCUACUGCCGGGUAACCAACCUCAAAAUAACAAUCAGAAUAGUAACAAUAAUAUAAAAAAGCUAAGUAGUAAUGAAAUGAUGGAUUUGUUGAGUUAGAGCGACCAACGAUGUCCAGCCAUGUUCAUUUUACGCAUAGUCGUAUGUAAAAUUUGAAAUACGACAGACUAAAGUUUAAAAGAUUGAAAAAAGAACGAAGACGAGUGAAAAAAGAAAAUUGUAGCAGGCCGGUUGGAAUUUGUUUUUAAUUUAAUAAAAAAAAAAAUAUUUAAAAAAUUCUAAGCAACCUAAAACUAUAAUAUAAUUUUCUGGUCGUUUAUAUUAAAUAACAUUCUCUCAUUAGCAUUUGCCCAGUUCUUACUUAAUAAGUCUUUGGAGCCCAGGGUCCACUUAAAUGAAUUAACUGUCUACCGUACAGUUUUCAUUUAAGGAUGCGUAAUCAAAAUAAUAUAUUAUUGGUGGAUUCAUAUAAUCAUUUUGUCUAUUUAAAAUGUAGUAUAGAAUUAAAUUAAGGAAUGAUUAUUAUAAAAUUGUUUUAUGCUGUGUAUCUAAUCUUUUGCUUCUAUGAAGUUUUCUAUUUUUAUUUUACGGACUUUAUUGUAUUAUUGUAACAAGAUUUGUUUUGUAAAUACUAUUGGUAAUUUAUUUGUGCGCUGGCAACUUAAGAUGUUAUGCUUAAUAUUUUGAAAUACGUUUUACUGGUAAACUUAUGUCAUUCCUGAGCUUUUCUCUGACUGUCGUCUAUAGUUGCCAUAUGAUUAUAAUUCAGAACUGUUUUAUUUUGAAGGAGUAAAAUUACUUUCUAUAAUUACUAGCCUCUAAAUUGAUUUAAUGUAGUGUAUGAAGUUUUAAAAUAUACUUUCUGAUAAUUUUAUUCGAAUAAUAUAUUUAUUCGAGUUUCC